Homarus americanus (American lobster) is the source of this 2471-nucleotide messenger RNA. RefSeq names its product calponin-3-like. Gene Ontology annotation, biological process: actomyosin structure organization. The record is from RefSeq and is a predicted model, not a curated record. Bases 29 to 580 code for a protein of 183 amino acids. The transcript is spliced from 6 exons. Gene Ontology annotation, molecular function: actin binding. Lineage: Eukaryota; Metazoa; Arthropoda; Malacostraca; Decapoda; Nephropidae.
UCUACAGUCUCUACGUAAUAUAUCUGACAUGUUUCUUCUCUAUACCUACAGGUUGCUGAACCACCUCCAGCCAGGCUCCGUCAAGAGAGUCAACACCAUGAAAGCGCCCUUCAAGCAGAGAGAGAACGUGGAGAUGUUCCUCAAGGGGUGUGUGGCUUAUGGUAUCAAGAGCCAAGAUCUCUUUCAAGUGAAUGACCUUUAUGAGAACAGGAACUUAUACAUGGUUGUGGACUGUCUGUAUGGCCUGGGAGGACUUGCUCAAAAACGAAGCUUUGACGGUCCAGUUAUUGGUGUUAAAGUUGCCAUGGAGAACAAGAGGAACUUUUCCCAGGAGAAGCUAAAGGAAUCGAAUAAGAUCAUUGGUCUACAGUAUGGAAGUAACAAAGGAGCAUCACAGGCGGGCAUGACAGCAUAUGGUACUGGACGACAAAUUAUCCCUGGAGAGGCCCAAAAGCAGGUGACUACAGAUGGUCAAAAAAUCAUUGGACUGCAAUCUGGGAGCAACAAGGGAGCAUCUCAAUCUGGUAUGACGCCCUACGGAGCUCCCCGCCAAAUCAUCCCUGAUGAUCACGAGCGGUAGAGUGGGGUCAAGUCCCUGUCUAGCAGACCCACCAUGCAUCCCCUAGAACACUGGUGUCUUUAAAAAAAAAAUUAUCUUCUUUUUCUUCUUCUUUUUCUUGACACUGCUAUUUAUCUGUUGAGAUCAUGGAUGCGCUUCUAUUAAAACACUGAAGACUCAUUUUCAAGCUCAUUGUCUUCCUUACCUUAGCUAGCAUCAUUCUGAAUUUGCUUACAUCACUGUUACACUUGGCAUCCAAACAUAUGUUGUCAUGAUUUUAUUUAAAGUUAUCUCAACAGUCAGAACUAAGAAAUAUUUUAACUGACAAAUUCAGAAAUGAUUGUAAAAUAUUUUAGAAAUGCAUAUAUUUUGCUGAGCUCUAUUUUUAUAUGAAGCAAAUUACUUUCAGAGUUUUUUGUCACCACAAAUAAACUGAUUCUGGACAACAUUUAUGUAAAUGUUUACUUUAGUCUCAAGAAAGUUUUAGUGUCUUGGAGAAUUGAAGUACUGUACUGUAAAUCAUAUCCUAGAUGAUUUAUUUUCAUCUGUUAGUGAAUGAAAUAAAAAAACUUGUAUGUUAAAGAGACAAGAUAUUUAACAUAAAAACUAAGUCACAAAUAAAAGAUUCCCUGAGAAAUAAUUUAUUGUAUUCAUCACUGAACAAAAUCUUCUGAUAAAUGUAUUAAUUAUGUCAUUUACAGUAAAACUUCACUUUUCUCUUCCUGUUAUUAUCAUUAAUAAUUAUUGUAAUUAUAAUUUCCUAUUAAGAAUACUGUAAUUGUACUGUAUAUUACAUAUGUACAUUUUUUUUGCCUGGCCAAUCUAACUCAAUGUCACGGAUCAUCAAUUUUUCUGCUAAAGUCGAAGAUUUUUUCAACGUCUUGUACUGUAUUUCUUUUGCUUGGAUUUCUCGCCACAGACUAUUGACAAUGCUGAAUUAAAACCUGAUUAAUUUUUAGAAUACUACCUGUACCACAGAUUAGAAUGUGUGCUUAUCACAUGUUUGGUGUGUGGUAAUGUAUGAUACCUCCUUUACCUUUUGCUUUGACAUUCUUUGCAUCAUUUUAUUUUAUAUCAAUAUUUUUUCUUCAUUUUAGAUCUGCUCUAAUACAAGGAAAAGCUCAAAAUAACAUUACCCUGAAGACUGAGGCAAUGGAGUAUGUGCUGCAAAGAAAUAGAUUGUGUUUUUUGUUUUGACAUUUUCAAUGCUAUCGUGUAUUUAAGUUCAAGUCCGUGCAUUGUUUAAAAUCCCAAUGAAUUAUUAUAGUGUUCAUACAGUUCAGCAAGAAGUGAUGAGUUGCAUUUACUGUAUAAAGUCGUGUUAAGAGAGCCAACUAUUUAAUCAUCCAAAACAGGUUGUCCUGGUCAUCAUCCAUAAUACUGUGCUGCUCUUGUCAUCUUUCUUAAUCCAUAAACUUACACAAUGUUGGUGAUUUUGUUGGAAUUUUUAACAAUGUAAGAAUAAUUUUUUAUGCUGUUAGAGUCCAUUCAUAAAGAAAUGUGUACUUUUUUUUUUUAUCCAUCCUUAAUCCUACAUACUGUACUCUUCCAUUUUAAGUUGCAUUUCUCACUUCCAUUUUAAGUUGCAUUUUUCAUCUUGCCUUGCAUUUGUGAUUCCCUGAAUUUUUUUUUUUUAAUUGCAGCCAAAAUAUCAAAUGCAUACUGACUGUAGAUAAACCCAUACUGAGUAUAUUUUCGAUAUUACUGUAUAUGCAAUUGUCUUCUUAUCAUCAGCAUUAUGCUCUUCCUUUUGGUUAGAAGGGAUUCAUCACAUUUUAAUGAACAUAAUAUUAAUUGAUAGUGAUAAGUAAGUUUGAAGAGUCCUCUAUUGUAAGUUUUUUUUUAUGUCCUAAAAUUUUACUAAUUAAUGUUAAGUGUUUUUACUGUGGUUCUCAAUAAACAUUUGGCUGGU